AUGUCUUCAAAUCCCAACCACAAUGCCAACACCAAUGUUGAUAGUGAUGAAGAGUUGUGGAAUGAUGACUCAGAUGAUCAAAUGUUUUUCGAAAUUCUUCAACAACAACAAAUGCUUCUUCAACACAUAGGGAGCUCUUCCAGUCUCUGCUAUACAGACACCCCACACACCCCAGACACCGUGGACACCCCUUACCCUGCUGAAGCCGCCUACCCUGCCGAAGCCGCCUACGCCGCCAACUCCGCCUACGCCGCCAACUCCGCCUACGCCUCCAACGCCGCCAACGCCGCCUACCCCGCCUACACCGCCAACUCCGCCUACUCCGCCUACGCCGCCAACUCCGCCUACUCCGCCUACUCCUCCUACGCCGCCAACUCCGCCUACGCCCCAUACACCUCACACACCCCAUACUCCGCCUACGCCCCAUACACCUCACACACCCCACACACCCCAUACACCCCACACACCCCACACACCCCACACACCCCACACACCCCACACACCCCACACACCCCAUACACCGUGGAGACCCCGUACCCUGCCGACGCCGCCUACUCCGCCUACGCCUCCUACACCGCCAACGCCCCCUACGCCGCCUACUCCCCCUACUCCCCCUACGCCGCCUACUCCCCCUACGCCGCCCACGCCGCCCACUCCCCCUACGCCGCCUACUAA
Impatiens glandulifera is the source of this 675-nucleotide messenger RNA. Its product is annotated as larval/pupal cuticle protein H1C-like. The record is from RefSeq and is a predicted model, not a curated record. NCBI's taxonomy places the organism in Eukaryota, Viridiplantae, Streptophyta, Magnoliopsida, Ericales, Balsaminaceae. Bases 1 to 675 code for a protein of 224 amino acids. The transcript has 2 exons.